Messenger RNA from Lepisosteus oculatus (spotted gar), 4292 nucleotides. The record is from RefSeq and is a predicted model, not a curated record. Lineage: Eukaryota; Metazoa; Chordata; Actinopteri; Semionotiformes; Lepisosteidae.
CGCCCGCUCCUGACGUCGCCGCGGCGCAGGGGUUGGGUGCCACGUUGCUGCAGCCCGUGCGAGCCGCUGGAGGCUCCAGAGCGUCGCGAGCUCAGUCGCCGGCGAGCGUGCUGGUGUGUGUGUGUGUGUUGCACCCAGGAGCAGGAGCUGCCCGCUCUUCCGAGACAGAGGAAAAAAGGACGGGACAGAACUGCCCAGCGGAGGACAAGAGUCCCCAGAGUCGUCGUCCUCCCCACCCCGGCCGCGAACAUGCUGACCGAUAUGAUGGUGGAGGAAGAGUUCGAGAUCAAGGAGGAGGAGCCGUGGUAUGACCACCGGGACCUGGAGCACGACCUGCACCUGGCCGCCGAGCUGGGCAAGACCCUGCUGGACCGCAACCGCGAGCUGGAGGAGGGGCUCCAGCAGAUGUACUCCACCAAUCAGGAGCAGCUGCAGGAGAUCGAGCACCUGUCCAAGCAGGUGGACCUCCUCCGCCAGAUGAACGAGCAGCACGCCAAGCUCUACGAGCAGCUGGACGUGAGCGCGCGCGAGCUGGAGCUGACCAAUCAGAGGCUGGUGGUGGAGAACCGCAGCUCGCAGCACCGGAUCCAGGGGCUGACGGAGACCAUCGAGAGCCUGCAGGCUCAGGUGGAGGAGCUGCAGCGGCAGGCGGAGGAGCUGCGGGCGCCUCGGCGCGAAGACCGCCUGAGCCGAGACCUGGCCGAGCAGUGCCGCUCCACCACCACGCAGAGUGUGUCCUGCCUCAAGGAGCUCUAUGACAUGCGCAACCCGGAGAGGCGCCCGCUGAAGCGCUGCAGCAGCGCGGAGGAGAUCCGCAGGGGCCACGAGCGCACCUGCGCGCGCCGCUCGGAGGCGGUCAAGCAGCGGGGCAUCUCCCUCCUGAACGAGGUGGACGCGCAGUACAGCGCCCUGCAGGUCAAGUACGAGGAGCUGCUGCGCCGCUGCCAGCUGGGCGAGGACGGGCUCAGCCACAAGGCCGUGCAGACGGCCCGCCGGCCCUCGCGGGGCGCCCUGCCCCUGCCCUCGCCCGGCGCCGACGAGCCGCUGGCCUCGCCCGACGGCCAGCAGCCCGAGUACAAGGCCUUGUUUCAGGAGAUCUUCAGCUGCAUCCAGAAGACCAAAGAGGACCUGAGUGAGAACCGCGCCGGCCAGGCGCAGUGAGCCAGGCCGCCAGGCAGGGCCCGCUUUCGUUCUGGGGGCCCGGGGCCUGGUGGAGCUGGGGGCCCCGGCGCCACGUGGGCAGACAUGCGUCUCUCCGGGGCCGUUCCAGUUGUGCUCCCCAGAACGCAGACGAGAGCCAGAAACCCACCGGUUUGGAUUAUUUUCCUGUCGAUGUUCAUUUUUUGUCAAAACCAAUCUCCGAAAGCCGUUUUUCUUAGUUUUUUUUCCUCUCUCUUCCGGGGCAGCUUGUUUCCUCGAAGUCUUUUCGAGACGUUUCCCCCGCGGCGCUUCUCCGCGGGACGAUGGCCGCCCCACGCGAGCUCGUGUCGCGUUUCAGACACAACGGCUGAUCAGGAUCCGCCUGUCCUGCACACGUUUCCACCGAGGACAAACAAGCCCCUUUCUCUUCAGGGAGCACCUGGGCCCUCAGUCCUCUCUAUAGCCAUAAAGCUUUCCAGAUGCAGCUAUUGGUCACCACUUCUGUUGCAUCUAGGAGUGGGAGCUGUUUUUAAACCACCGGGGACAAAAUUAAGACUUUGGGCUAUUUUCAACAGCUUUCAAUUUGAUAAAAAAAAAACCUCGCAGGGAAGAGGAGACUUUCUGAGAAAUGUGUGGUUUGCGAAUGUUAAACGAGAAUAGGCCAGCACUGUAUUAUAAAGAGACAACAACUGUGCGUUGACAUUCUGAACAGUGAUGUAACAAAUGUGAUUUCCUGAAACUUUACGCUUGGCUGUCUUGUACUAAUGAACAGCCAUGUAUAUGUAGAUAUUUAUUAUUACCACAGGACAAAGGCAAUCAGAAAUGUGCAAAAGCCAGUUCGAUUUCAACCUACACGGAGGUUAAAUGUUUCUCCUGAAAUCCAGUGAUUCAUCCCGAUUCCAGCUAGAUCCAAGGUGUCCGACCCCGCUCCCAGAGAACCCCAGUCCGUAUUGUAGGUUACCAAUUUCUAAAGUUUGGGAAAACCUGGAAGUUAUUGAUGAAAUAAUUUGUUCAGGUUAGAGGUCCUCGGCUGUUUAAUUGACGACAAGGCUUUAGACUGUAGGGUUCCAGGUCCAGCAGGGCCUGGUGCCUUCUGGGUUUCGUUCCAAAGCCAGGAGUCAAUUAAACAAUUAAUCACCCAAGGCAAUCUUAGAAUUAUGCAAUUAAUUAAUAAGACCAAGUUUGUAACCUGGAGACAACCAGACCCUCCAGGAAUGGAGUUUGACCGAACCUGGUGUUGCAAUAGUGGCUUCGAAAACCUGGACUGGGGCUCUCCAGGAUCAGGCUUGGAGUGUCAAUUUGGAAGGAUAUCCUUAACCAAUGGUAGGUAGCAGAGCUGAGGUACUAGUAUAGCAUGUGUUGAAGUCUGUGCUUGCAUGUCUUUUUGUAGCUCCCUCAAGAGUGUACUGCACAGCAGCUUUUGAAAAGGAAAAAAAACGAAAGCUCAGGGCCACGUCAGCAGCAUGAAGCUGGGCUGUAGUCAGUCCAGGGGUGCCCGAGUCCAGUCCUGAUGGUGCACAGUCCAGGGAGUUUUCAUAGCAGCUUGGCUUUUAAUACCCCCAUAGAACUAAUUACUGUUCCUAUGGCUUCUGAUCUAAAGAAAUGAAGAUAACGAGCUGGACUGUGGACCUCCCUGAUCUAGUCUGUUUUGCUAGUCUUGUAGAUUCCGUAGUUUGAAUUACUAACCUUAGGCUUAUGAAGUGUCCUGUAUCUGGGCCUGUGUAUACAUAGCAGAAUAUACUGUAGUGCUUUGCACUUUAGGGUGAUGCAGGGUUUCUCUUGUAUUUUAACACCUUGUUUAGCAGAAACAUGGUGGGUGGGGGGAGCUUCUGCACUCCAAUGUGAAAUGCGAUCGCUAUCGCAGCUGCUGGUCUGGCAUGCACAGCUGCAUUACUGAGUCAUGACGUGGUCGGUCUUGCUGAGAAAUGUUGGACACUUUUUCUUUCUGUGCACUCCUGACGCGAAAAAGGCACAUUUGUGGAACGUAACUGUCACGUUGAAGAUGGAACAGAGAGAGGGAUAAGGGAACAGAAUGAUAAAGGAGACUGUGUUGAGCAAAGGAGAACAGGAUUAGAGCAGGUGGUGGCAUUUGUUUUCCCUGGAACUAAAAAAAACAACAACCCUAAAAACCGCAUAAGCCAAGCCCAAAACUCAAGUGUCCAAAAAGUGAUAUUCGGGCACAGGAGUUCAAUGGAAAGUGGCUGUUGCUUUUUUUUUGCCCUAAUUGCGGUCUUUGUUAUUUGUGUGGCUGUUUCGAGUGAUUGUAGUGAUGCAUCGGAAAAACAACCUUCUCUACUGCCUAAAAAUGUGGUGCCAGCACACUAAGAGUGAAGAGCAGAGAUCAGACUACCUGCUGGCUCUCUGACCAGCUUGGCGGGGCAGAGCUGACGUAAACUGUCCUUCAACACACGCCACUCGGAAGGCGACAAACUCAGCAUUUAUCUCCACUUGACGCCUGUCCUAUUUAACUACUGAUGUUUUCACUAGCUGGUUCAGUCACUGCAAGGGCACGGCUGCCUCUCUUCAGGAAAAGCUGGUUUUACAUCGAAACGGUCCGGGCAGUUGCAGAAUUAGGAUUUAGUCUUCAAAAGUGCAAGGGGAGUAUCUGAUUGGCAUAAACAGAUCAAGUACGUGCGUUGUUAUUCAAGCGCCUGCCCAUCUGUGGUCACCACAGGAAGAGCAAUCUCCUGCUGGGCGCCGGCAGCCAGUGCAGACUGCAGUCAGACUCCAAUUGCACUCUCGUGGAAACCACAGAGCAGCCUCCAGCCUUGCGUAUUGAAGACCAACGUGCAGGUCAAAGCAAUUGCACCUUUAGCAACAAUUUAUCAACCUAAAACAGGGAAGGACAGGAGAUGGGUUGGACUCAGUGCAGCAGUUUGCGGAGACAUACCUGCGUGAACGCUGAGUGAGUGUGGCAGGGCCGGGCAGAGUUCCAGGGAAAUUCAGGCCGCUGACCGCUGUACUAGGAGGGAUGGGGGGGCUCUGGCAUAGAGGUGUGACGAGAGGAGAUGAAACGGUCUCACAGUCACGCUGCAGGCUGAGUGUUCGGAAUCUACAAAGAAGAAAAACCUGGCAGGAUUUGCUGUCCUGCGAGCUGGGUCUUCUUGGCAUAAUUGAUUCGGGGAAAGAGGAGGAUUUUUUUCUCCCCCCUU